Nannospalax galili (Upper Galilee mountains blind mole rat) is the source of this 1705-nucleotide messenger RNA. RefSeq names its product SRY-box transcription factor 17 (gene Sox17). The record is from RefSeq and is a predicted model, not a curated record. Gene Ontology annotation, molecular function: RNA polymerase II cis-regulatory region sequence-specific DNA binding; DNA-binding transcription activator activity, RNA polymerase II-specific. The transcript has 2 exons. Gene Ontology annotation, biological process: vasculogenesis; anatomical structure morphogenesis; positive regulation of transcription by RNA polymerase II. Bases 313 to 1563 code for a protein of 416 amino acids. NCBI's taxonomy places the organism in Eukaryota, Metazoa, Chordata, Mammalia, Rodentia, Spalacidae.
CUUGGGACUCGGACCACCGGCUGGGCGGAGGCCUAAGGACGCGGGUCCGGCCCGCCCCCGCCACGCCAUUGGCCACAUCUAUAUAGAAAAGAGCGGCUGGCCGGGAGGUACCCGCAGUGUCACUGGGUCGUUCGGGUCCCUGGCUACGCGGUGGGCUAGGACUGGCUCGGCGCUGCAGCGGCAGUUCGCGCCCGGAAAGCUGCGCAGCUCUCUGGGCAUCUCCCGGCCCGCUCCGCACCCCCUGCCUCACAGUCCAAGGAGGCGGUGUGUCCCGAGGCGGGAAGCGGAGCGCGGGGGCAGGUCUGGAACGCCAUGAGCAGCCCGGAUGCGGGAUACGCCAGUGACGACCAGAGCCAGCCCAGGAACGCAUUGCCGGCGGUGAUGGCGGGGCUGGGCCCCUGCCCCUGGGCCGAGUCUCUGAGUCCCCUCGGGGACGUAAAGGUGAAGGGCGAGGUGGUGGCGACUAGCGGAGCGCCGGCCGGGGCCUCUGGCCGAGCGAAGGGUGAGUCCCGCAUCCGGCGGCCGAUGAACGCCUUCAUGGUGUGGGCAAAAGACGAGCGCAAGCGGCUGGCGCAGCAGAACCCGGAUCUGCACAACGCGGAGCUCAGCAAGAUGCUAGGCAAGUCGUGGAAGGCGCUGACGCUGGCGGAGAAGCGGCCCUUCGUGGAGGAGGCCGAGCGGCUGCGCGUGCAGCACAUGCAGGACCACCCCAACUACAAGUACCGGCCCCGGCGGCGCAAGCAGGUGAAGCGGAUGAAGCGGGUGGAGGGAGGCUUCCUGCACGGCCUCGCCGAGCCGCAGGCCCCCGCCCUGGGCCCCGACGGCGGCCGCGUGGCCAUGGACAGCCUGGGCCUGCCCUUCCCAGAGCAGGGCUUCCCCGCCGGGCCACCGCUGCUGCCCCCGCACAUGGGCGGCCACUACCGCGACUGCCAGGGCCUGGGCGCGUCCCCGCUCGACGGCUACCCGCUGCCCACGCCCGACACGUCCCCGCUGGACGGCGUGGAGCCGGACCCCUCGUUCUUCGCCCCGAUGCCGGGGGACUGCCCGCCCGCCGGCGCCUACAGCUACGCACAGGUCUCGGACUACGCGGUGCCCGCAGAGCAGCCGGCCGGCCCCAUGCACGCGCGGCUGGGUCCCGAGCCCCCGGGUCCGGCGAUGCCGGGGCUCCUGGCGCCCCCCAGCGCCCUGCACCUGUACUACGGGGCCGUGGGCUCACCCGCGGCGGGCGGCGGACGCGGUUUCCACAUGCAGCAGCCACUGCAACCGCAGCAGCCCCAGCAGCCCCAGCAGCACACCGCGCCCGGCCCCAGGCAGCCUUCGCCCCCGCCCGAGUCGCUGCCCUGUCGGGAUGGCACGGACCCCGGUCAGCCCGCAGAGCUCCUGGGGGAGGUGGACCGCACGGAAUUUGAACAGUAUCUGCACUUUGUGUACAAGCCCGACAUGGGCCUGCCUUACCAGGGACAUGACUGCGGCGUGAACCUCGCAGACAGCCAUGGGGCCAUUUCCUCAGUGGUGUCUGAUGCCAGCUCUGCGGUGUAUUACUGCAACUACCCGGACGUUUGACGGGCUCCCGGUCCGCCCCAGCCUGCAGGCCAGAAGCAGUGUUACACACUUCCUGGAAGCGCUAAGGAAAUCCUUAGCCUCCUGUUUCACUUUGUUUUUAAGUUGCCUAGGCAUAUAAUUUAUGGUAAUUUAUUUUGUCUGC